Messenger RNA from Mycetomoellerius zeteki, 5739 nucleotides. RefSeq names its product Serine/threonine-protein kinase tricornered (gene trc). NCBI's taxonomy places the organism in Eukaryota, Metazoa, Arthropoda, Insecta, Hymenoptera, Formicidae. Gene Ontology annotation, molecular function: ATP binding; protein serine/threonine kinase activity. The record is from RefSeq and is a predicted model, not a curated record. The transcript has 11 exons. Gene Ontology annotation, biological process: protein phosphorylation. Bases 1892 to 3676 code for a protein of 594 amino acids.
UACCGCGGUCGUGUUCCGUACAGUGGCGCGAGGUGGUGGAAAGAGAGGCACGACGAGGUGGUACGUUAGCAAGCGUUGAGAGAAGCAGCGUUUGGCCGCGCGGAGUCUAUCGUGAGCCCUCGAGGAGCGAACCGAGCGAGCGAUUCCAGUCUUCGUAGUCGUCUUCGUUUAUGCGCGCGCGGGUGGACGCACGCGUGUGUGAAUCCUGAGUGGAAUACAAGGCGAGAAAAAGGUGUCCUCCGAGGGUUGCGCAACCGGCGCUUCGUGUUUUUCAGGAUGGGUUAGAAGCGUGUUUUUCGCGAGUGUGAUUUCGUCGGCUAUCAGUGACGUGAUACGAUCGUGACUGGUUCCUCAUCGUGUACAGUGAAAUUCCACGACGACCUGUUCGUCCUUCGUCCUCGUCGUAAGAAGAAGAAGAAGAAGAAGAGAGAGAGAGAGAGAGAGAGAGAGAGAGAGAGAGAAAGAGAGAAAGAAAAACGCAGCGGGCUGAGCGAGCGACCGUAUCGUAACCGUCGUUGUCCGAAGUUGUCGGAAUCCGGAGUCGUCUGCUCGCGUUCAGGGCGAAUGAACUGCGCACGGCGAUGAUAGUUCUCCGCAGAGCAGUGAUGCGCAAGUAAUGAGGGAGCUGCGUGAUCGACCGAGCACGACCGGCCGGUGAUAGAGAGAAAGAGAGAGGAGAAAGAAGGAAAAAGAAAGAGAAAUUAUAUAUAUCUAACCUCGACCUCCAAGUGUCGACUGUUCUGUAGUAGCGUGCUGUGCAACAACGACGUCGUGGUCACGCCACACUAGUAGUAUAGACGGGUAUUCGACGGGUGCGAGACGUGUCGUAGUAACGUGAAUUUUCACGAUGAACGGAGUCAAUAGGUCUGUAGCUGAACCAGACAUACAUUUUUGGAACUUAAAGUGAGAUAGAUAUAUGUUUGAUAUUUGGCGAAAGGAAAAAGAGUUUUAAUGCGGUUUAGUGCAAGAAUAAAAAACAUAUCUUAGUAUUACUUUGUGAGGCUGCGACCUCUGGAAACGGAGUACCUUGUAAUGUACCAAAUAGUAAAACCUUAUAACCGAUGUGCAAUAAUUUCUUCUCCGAUUAACUAAUCCGUUCUGAGGAAGUUUAACUUCGUGAUAGGAAGAUCCUGGAUUAAUUGGAGAACCACCGGAGACUUCGUGAAAGUCCUACCAAGCUGUGUCUCGCAAGCUCAACAAGUGAACCGUCGUCUCAUAGUCGAUUCCGCUGAAACCGCUUCUACUGGAUUAUCCAGGAAACGGAAUCUUACUACAUGUCUUUGCGAUCGAGAGCAAGGAUUUAAGUACCGGUACUAUACGCGUCCUUUCACGUUUCGGAGUCCCAAUCGAUUUCGGAGUACCGGGUGCGUUAAACGCGCAACAAGUUGAAGGGAGAGCACGUGGCGAGCGCAGCGCGCUCGAAUCAAUUAAAAUGUCUGUCCUUACGUAAGACCAGCUGACGCACACGACAGCGAUAACAUUUGGUCGUCUUCGCUGAUAAGAGAUUUGAGAUUUCGCGAGCGAGCAGACAACAAAUCGCGAGAGCGAUCAGUCGACGGAUCGCGGCUCAAAGCGACGCGAGCGUAUUUCGCUACGAAGAGUUAAAAGCUUGAUGUUUUUAAUGUUAAUCUCGUUUUGAAUAUAUAUAUAUAAUCGGUUCUGAAAACCGCUACGUCGAACUCGCAGGUUCGAGAGAAAGUUUUGACAUUUGAAAGAAUUUUUCCGACUGAAGAUUUUUUGAGGUUUAUAGCAUCGCAGCGUUACUCGAUGCGAGAAAAUUGUUAAAUAGUUCUCGUCGAAGGCAAGAAGCAGAGGAAUUCGGGAAUUCCUCUCCCUCCUCCGGAAGAGAGGGUUUUAAUUAUUAGUGCGGCAGGGCGGCAAGCAACUUUGAAUGACCUUCGUAUUCUGCGGCUUCGUCUUCGACUCGUCUGACGAGAAGACGAGACAAAUGCCGGUCGCUUCGGAGGACUGGGUGCCCCACCCGGGCGCCAAGAUAACCAGUUCCAUCACCACCGUCAAGGGUGCCACCAUACAGAGCACGACGACGGCCUGGAUGUCGCCCUACAGCAGGACGGCACCGCCGGAUCGCGGAGGGUCUAAUAACAACAAUAAUAAUAACAACAAUGGCGUGGUUAUUUUAGAUGGCUGCAGACCACCAGCGGCCACGACGGCCAGAAGAUUCUUCAGGUGGUUCAGUAGAUUAGGACAACCACCGAUGGGCAAGACAGGUCAGUAUGCUCUGAUGCCGGAAAGAAUCGUCCAUGAAAUGGGAGUGCUGGAGAUGGCGGCCACCGAGAGCACGAUCCGAUUUAGCGGCCACACGUUGGACAAGGCGACCAAGGCCAAGGUAACGCUGGAGAACUACUACAGCAAUCUGAUAGCGCAGCACAUCGAGCGGAAGCAGAGGCUGGCGAAGCUCGAGGAGUCCCUCAAGGAUGAGGGCCUCUCGGAACAGCAGAAGCAGGAGAAGAGGCAGCAGCAUGCUCAGAAGGAGACCGAAUUCCUCCGAUUGAAGCGGUCCAGGCUUGGCGUCGAGGACUUCGAACCUCUCAAGGUCAUCGGCAGGGGAGCAUUUGGCGAGGUAAGACUCGUACAGAAGAAAGAUACUGGACACGUGUACGCGAUGAAGAUCCUCCGGAAGGCAGACAUGCUCGAGAAGGAGCAAGUUGCGCACGUCAGAGCGGAGAGGGACGUCCUCGUGGAAGCGGACCAUCAAUGGGUUGUGAAGAUGUACUACAGUUUCCAAGAUCCUAUAAAUCUCUAUCUAAUAAUGGAGUUUCUUCCCGGUGGUGACAUGAUGACGUUACUCAUGAAGAAGGACACGCUUUCCGAGGAGUGCACGCAAUUUUAUAUUUCCGAAACGGCGUUAGCGAUCGACUCCAUACACAAAUUAGGUUUUAUUCAUAGAGACAUCAAACCAGACAACCUGUUGCUGGAUGCACGGGGCCAUAUAAAACUUUCUGAUUUUGGACUGUGCACGGGUUUGAAGAAAUCACAUAGGACUGAUUUUUACCGAGACCUGAGUCAAGCGAAACCUUCCGAUUUCAUGACAUCAUGCGGGAGUGGAAGCGGCGGCGCGAUGGACAGCAAAAGGAGAGCUGAGAGCUGGAAAAGAAACAGGAGAGCGCUGGCUUACAGCACGGUAGGCACUCCAGACUAUAUCGCGCCGGAAGUAUUUCUGCAAACAGGUUACGGACCGGCUUGCGACUGUUGGUCUCUGGGAGUUAUUAUGUAUGAGAUGCUUAUAGGAUAUCCACCAUUCUGCAGUGAAAAUCCACAGGAGACGUAUAGAAAAGUAAUGAACUGGCGAGAAACGUUAGUGUUUCCACCGGAAGUUCCCAUUAGUGAAGAGGCUAAAGAUACUAUUAUCAGAUUUUGCUGCGAAGCCGAUAGAAGAUUAGGAGCGCAAAGAGGCAUCGAGGAGCUCAAAUUAGCGCCUUUCUUCCGCGGUGUCGAUUGGGAGCACAUCAGGGAAAGACCAGCUGCUAUACCGGUCGAAGUGCGAUCCAUCGACGACACGUCGAACUUUGACGAGUUUCCAGACGUGAAAUUAGAGAUACCGUCCGCACCAAUGCCACAGGAUGGCGAGGUAAUAUACAAGGACUGGGUAUUCAUUAAUUACACCUUCAAGCGCUUCGAGGGUCUGACACAACGGGGCACACCGACCAAGAAAUAGCAACCCCUCACUUCCUGCUCGAUCAACAGCGCCGUCGCCAAUCAGCAGCCAGCUGACGUAAUCGAAAUUCCGGCCUUGGUACAUCAUCCUCAUCCGCCGCCGUCGACGGCAAUGGUGUCGCGUACGGCGGAUGGUUGACCUGUCUCGCUCUUGGGCGCGGUUUAAGUAUCGAAUCAUUCUUAUUUGUAUAUACGUGAUGAGCACGGAUUGUCAUGAAUACGUGCAGCGUCGAUCACGGACAUCGACAGUCGCGAGCGGUGACAAGCUCGAUCAGCCAAGCAGACAGGCAGGCAGAUAUAGAAGAGUAUAGCGAUAAAAGUGCACAAUACACGAAUAUUGCACGUCUCGACGCGUGCAUCGAUAAUACGCGUUAAGGCGAUGCGAACGAAGUCUUUCGUUAUGUGACUCACGGUGAUUCUCAUAAGUUUCUCCGUCGAGAAGCAUUAUUCUUUACUCUUGUCGUGCCGCGGAUGAGGCGUUUUGUGCGAAGCGUAGCAUAAUAAGCUCUCUGUGGUAAUGGUAUUAAACGGAAAUGAUCGGAGAGAGCCUCGGUUCCAUAAUCCUUAUGUACUUCUUAUUUAUCUAUACGACGCGUGUGUCAACGAAAUUUUAUCAUGCGAAAUACAUUUGUAGAAAGCUCGGUUAAGCUCUCGAAUCAAGCUCUCUUUUUCUCUCUGUUCAAACGUUAUAUUUAUAAUUAACUCUCUGUGAUAUAUAUGAAGUUGUUGAAAAUAUCUGCUAUUCUCGGACCUUUUUGUCUGUUAGCGGAUGCUAUGCUUUUAUUGAUGUUGUAUAUAUGUGAUUAAUCGUAUUUCAAUAUGUCUUGAAAAUUUAAAAGUUGUUGUAAUGAAAUUUUAUAAUAUUAUGUAUUUUGCGCUACUUUUGAGAGCUUAGAUCCGUUCACGAAACUAGAAGAAUUACUAAUAGAAUCAAUGACACGCGUGCGAAGCUUUUCAUAUAUGUAUAAAAAAUCCUACUAUAUAUUUUACACGUUUUAUCAUUACGUGAUUUCACAGCAUUAUGUAAUGGUAAAUUUUCGGUACCGGGUCUCUCUCUUUCUCUAUCUCUCUUUCUCUUGUAAGGCAAUAAUAAACAUUUAGCCGUGUCUGAAUACACGAUAAAGGAUGCUAGACUUCAAAAGAUACCGUAAAAAGGCGUAAGAAGGGAGAAAGAAAGAUUACACUUGUAAGAUUCAGGGCUCCUUCGUUGCCUUAUUAAGGUUCCUAACAGACAGCCCAACAAAUCCGUACGUUUAAACGAAAGAUAUGAGCUAGACAUGCCACUUCUUCGAUGGAAAACGAUAAAAAAAUGGCAGUGUGUUGCGACAGUGUAUAGAAAAUCGUACACACGCCCGUGUAUUUUAACACUCGAUGGAACCGAAUACCUUUUCUUUCGAUCGCACUGUAAACAAUUUUACGAUUUACAUUUCGUAGUUUUGCUGACAGCCAGGGCACCUAAUAAAAUAGCGUAAUAACGAUAGAGACUAGAUAACAUUUAAGAUAACAAACAUACAUACACACAGAAGUACCUAUACGUUAAACAAAGGAUUGCACGCGUACGCGUUCAAAACGUAAUUGCGUUUGGAUAAUAUAGUACAUGUAGAAAAAAAAAUUCUCAACGCUCCUUCCACGUAACGUUCCGGCGUGUCUCCACUUAAUAAUCACGCAACCACGCUGUACUGUACAUUCGACGAAGAGAUUAGUUUCGUACGACUACUCCGCCUGCGUAUGUAUCUUAAUACCGUUUACUGAAUGAAGUCUCCAGGUAGUUUAAAUAAAGCAGAGAGCGCCUAGAUUACGGUGUAAUCUAGACUACGGUGUACUACCAAUUAAGCAAGUAAUUUAAACAAAGAGAAAAAAAGAAGAAAAUCACCCGCGAAUAAAGCUAGUAGAAAAAAAAGAAAAAUGAAAACUAUUUUCUGCACUAUGCUAGGAGUUAAAUCGACGAGUGUAACGUAAGCGGGAAAAUUAGGGAGCUAUGGAAUACUUUUAGUCUCUCCUCUUGUCGCCAUUGAGUACAGAUGCUCUGACGUCCAUGCUACUAAGCAAAGAAAAGAAAAAAAA